AUGUACUCGGACCUUGGUAACGCGAAACAGCCGUGCUCCGAAGAUUCUAGGGAUCACUUAAGAGUGCUGAGGCUACUAGAGUGGUCAUUAGAAAUUCCCCGAUUUGUCCGAUUCGCGUUACCAAGGUCUGAGUAGGUUGAGCAGAAAAAAAUUAGCCGUGGAGCGCAUAUAAACGGCUUUUAGAAUGGAUCUGAUUUUUGAUUCUGCUUUUUUUUAGAUUUUUUUAAGGCGUCAGAUUUUGGUACUUCUUUUUUUAAAAAAUUGAUUUUUGAUUUUUGAGGUGUAGAAAAAAAGCGCUCCUUGGCGAAAAUUGAAGAUUGAUCGAAUUGUAAGUACCGAUGAUACAAUAAUUACAAAAAAAUGGAAGUUUAGCGAAUUUAAGAGUGUAUCCAAACGUUUUUGAAUGAAGAAUGAAGUCAUAAAAAAAUAAUUGAGACUUUUUUUUCUCAAAAAUGGCAUUUUGGAGUUAUCGAGUUUUUCGUUGUAGUUGUUACUGUUUUCUUCCAGUAGAUCUCCAUUUUUUAAGGAAAAUUCGAUUUUUAUUGGAUAUGUAGGAAAAUUUGUUUUUAAACAUAGGUUAGGUUGGAAAGGGUGAAAAAGGCUUCAUAAAAAUGUCCCUUUUUGGGUUCCUUUGGGUUCCUUAUGCACCAUUUUAGCUGUCUCUCCUUUUUUCCACCAUUUCUUGAGCCUCAGAAAAAAUGGAAAGCUUGAUAAAUGGACUCUUUUUUCUGCCUUUCUGCGGGCUUUUUUGAACCUCUCCCUUUUAGCGGCCAUUCCGACUUUGCCCGAGUAAUCAUUUUCUGUGGUUCAGAAUGCAGGACAAUAUGAUAAAUACGGUGUGCCAGGCGAUAACGACCCUCUACUCGGGGUCGAGCACCGUCCAUGAGGAGCAGUACUUCCUGAAGCAGUUCCAGGAAUCGGUACGGGCAUUUUGUUCGAUUGGAGAUCAGAAAAAUCAGAAAAACCUUCAUAGAAUUCUUAAAAGAAAAUGCUCGACGCCAACAUUUUUCAGGUAGAAGCAUGGACGGUCUGCGACGCCAUUAUCGCGAUGCACCAAAAUUCGCUCGCCGUUUAUUUUGCCGCCCAAACUCUCAGGACAAAGGCAUGUAGUUUUUUAUUGAUUUUCGGGUCUUGUAUGGAAAAUUAUUGAGCUUUUAUGGUCACCAUGGUUAUAGUGGGUUGCGCGGAAGAAGCUCAGAAGAAAAGCAGAAAAAAAGCUACCGUAAACCUAGUUUAUUUUCUUGCACUUCUGCUCUACGAAAGUCAUUAACAAAGGUCUCGAAGCGAAGAUUGGUAUACGGUAUUUUUGUAAAGAAAAAAAAGGGGAUAAGCUUCUGCGGAAUGGACUGUGAAUGCUCAGAUUUAUUGUUCACAACACUGCUAAAAGGUUUAGAGAUUAAAAAAGGGAAAAAAUACCAAGAUUAAGUACUGAAACACAUUUUCGGUCAUUGAUUUUUGUCCAGGUUUGGCAAAGUUUUCUGUAAAUUUGUAAAAAGCCACCAAAAAACUGUAAAAAAAGUUUUGAAGUGAAUUUCCGUCAUUUUGGUAUACGGUACUUUUUGCAGAAACUGGCAAUUUUUAACGAUAUUUAAAAAAGAAGCCUUCAGCUGUUCUCAUUUAUCUUUCAGAACCGUUUAGCUUUCAUUAAUAAACUAUUCAAAUUUCGCAAAUUCAAAUAACGUUACAGAGUGGGAAAAAUGAAUGAGUUUUGAAAAAUUAGAGAUAAUUUUUAUUUCCACCAUAAGCCCCUAUGGGGACCACUUGAAUUUUACCCCUAUAUGGGCAAUUUUCCAUCUAACCCCUAUAGUGACCACUUUAAUCGUACCCUAUAGGGGUAUUUUUUUCCCUCUAAUCCCUAUAGCGACCACUCUGGCUUUUCUAAGUAGUAGAGAAUUUUUGGGAUAUAACAGAAAAAAAUUAGAGAUAAGGAUUUCGGAACACUUGAAUCCACCCCUAGAGGGACAAUUUUCCACGUUUUUACAAACUUUUUCUUCAGAUUUCGAAGCAAUUCCGACAACUGCCUCCCGAAAGCUACAUCCCUCUGAGAGAUUCGCUUAUCAAUCACUUGAGGUUAACCCAAAAAAGGGUUCCGAAAAGGCGUUUCCUGUCCAGAAUCCACGGCAAAACGACGCACGACGACCAAACCGAAGCGAUUUCGACGCAACUCUGCGUCGCCGUCGCCGAUCUCUACAUCCAGGUGCCCCAGUGGACCAAUUGGAUCGCCGGACUCAUCAAUCAGUUGGGAAAUCGUCGAGUCCUGUUGAAGAUCUUUAGCUUUUUCCAGAUUCCACCAGCUGGAAGGCGACCGGACUGCCACCCUCUUGACUUUGCUUCGAGUUUUUCCCGAGGAAGUCGAGGAGGUUUGGGAUUUCAGAAAAAUAAAGCCGAAAAAGUUGGAAAAUCUCCAUUCUUUGAGAAAAACAAGAAGAGAGAGAAGUAGUAGAGUAUUAAAAAAUUGACUCUUCGGACUUUUUCUAACUACUCCCUUCAGUCACGCGAAAAUAAUAAAAAAUUUCAAGUUAAAAUUCCAAAAUAAUUGCCGUUUUCGGCUCUAUCAAAGAUUUUUUUGUAUCCCUGGGAAAAAAAAUUUUUCGAAAAGUGAAAAUUCUUUGAAAAGACUGUUGAAUAGAAAACGUUUUUUACCCCCCGGUUGAACUUCUGCUGAAACUUUGCUGAAGUGUACUUUAGGACCCCCUGAUUGCAGAACAGAAAGAAAAUUUCUCGCAAUAAAUCUCGUUUUCGAGUUAAGACACUCCAAAAGCCCGAAAUAGCGCUUUUUUGGCUUAAUUUGCGUAUUUUGCACAUUUUGAAGCUCCAUAACUCGGAAACGAUUGUUUUUCUUUAUCUGUAAAAAAAACGCUCCCUGAGAAAAUAACAUUUGACAUUUUUUAACAUUUAUUCAGUCCUCAGAGUAAUCAUGUAUCUGCUGAAUCAUGGAAUAUUUGAAGAGAUGUUUGUCGGUUCGCGCAACUGAGAAAAAUAACAAGAAGCCUUUAAUUUUUUUCGGAUUAGAUGCUUGUCGCAAUUCUGAAAAAAAGAUUGGAAAAAUUCAAAUAAAAAUACAAUUUCACUAUUUAAAGUCAGGGACUUUUUAAAAAAUCCAUUCAAUUAUUUUUUUCUCAUUCCUGCAAAAAAAGAUAGAAAAAAACUCAAAUAAAUUCCUCACUACAAAAAUCUUCUAGAAAGUAUUUUUUUCUUGUAGAAAUAGUCAUUUGAAAAGCGUUUGGAACGUAUCUGUUCUGGCUUUCUCGUGUUUUUUCUUUCUAGUUCUAAUUUAGUCUACUUGCUUUCAAUUAAAAAGUUUUGGUCGCACUGAGAAUGGCUCAACGAGUAACGCAACUCUUUGUGAAAACUGUAUAUUCUAUUUUUCUUCCAGCAAGCUGGAAUUGGAGAAAAUCGUCGUGAUGUCGUGCGGAAAGAGCUGGCGGAAAGUGGGAAAAAUAUUCUGACUUUUCUGGUAACUUGAAAGAUUAAAAAAUAAUUAUGAAAAAUAUUCAGACCCACGUCUUUGCAACAUAUCAAAAUAGUACGGAUAUGAUCAAAAAGGUGAUUUUCACAUGAAUUUCUGGGCAAUAAAGGACAUUCCAAGGUUUUGUACUGCUUGAACUCGACGAUCAGCAACCCGCUUUUCUUCACCGACGAUUUCGCCACGAGCCCCCUGUUGCAGUCGGUUUUCCAGAUUGUGGUGGGUUUUGAAAAGAUUUUUUAUUUGAAAAAAAAAACCGAGAAUUUAUCCGAAAUCCAAAAUUUUUUUUCCCAAACAUUUUACAGGUUUUUAAAGCGUGGAAGGGGUCCUAAACUUGGUUUUUCAUCUUUUAAGCUUUAAAACAUUUUUGUCGCCCUUAUAGGGGCAACCUUAGGGCCCUUGAAAGUUCCCCUUAAGCUUGCAAAAGUGGUCCCUAAGGGGACAUGCUAUUUGACAAUUGUUAUAACUCUAAACGAAGAAGCAUUUCCAUGUGAAAAACUGAAUAAAUAAGCGUUUUUUGAAUGAAAUUGAAAGACCCCUAUAGGGUCCACUUGAGCUUUAGGGACUAAGGCAUCAGACCCCUAAAGACCACCUUAGUUUUACCCCUAUAGGGACGACUUUUUCGACCCCUACAGGAGCUCUUUGUUCCCCUAACCCCUAUAGGGACCACUCUGCAAUUCUUAAGUGUGGGGUGCACUUUUCUCAUCCCUACAGCGUCUGUUUUUCCCCUAACCUUCUAAAGGGACCACCCUGCCGUUCUCAAGUAUGUCCUAUGUCACGAUUUAAGGCGACGACGUCUCCCCAACUGCCACCGUCGCUGCACGAGGUGGCGACUGAAGUCAUCGGCUCGGCUCUGCUUCGCGUCGAGCAAAUCGAGCAGAACUAUCCGCUGGCCAAGAUCCUCCAAGUGGUCCGUAUUCACACAACCCUCAAAAUUCCCACCCAAUUCCUUAUCAGGCCAUCCUCCAGCUCUACCCUGCCUUCCAAGCCGCCGCCGAGCUUGAGGAUCUUGACAAGUUUGAAAAUGAUAUCAUGAAAAACAUGGUCCUCUAUUAAAGAUUGCACAACUUCACUCGGUUGUUCGUCGAGAUGAACGAGUCGUUUUGCGUGAAAAUGGCCGCCGAAGCGCCGACGGAUCCCAGUGAAAUCGGAAACCUUGCCUGUCUGGAGCUUCUUCUUCUCGUUGCAGAACAUCACGAUUUCACGGUGAGUGGGAAGAGAAAAACAGCAAUAAGAAAGAAGGACAGUGAGUGUUAGAAGUUGAAGAGACGCCAGAGAAGUUAUGAAUUUUUUUCCUGACUUUCAGUAGGUUUUAAAACAGGAUUGAAGGUCAUACAGUAGGUUAGAGAUCAACGGUUCUAUAAAGAGAGAAAGAGAGUUUUACUACAUCUUCACUACGCAAUAAGAAGAAAGGAGAGCGAGUGUUCGAAGUUGAAGAGACGCUAGAGAAUGAGAAUAAAAGAUACUUCUCAGGUUGAAAGAGACGCCAGAGAACUCAUAGAUUUGACUAUCAGUAGAUUUUUAAAACUUAGAGUUAAAAAGAUCAUACAGUAGGUUAGAGAACAACGGUUCUAUAAAGAGACGCCAGAGAAAGAGAAUUUCACUACAUUUUCAAUACGCAAUAAGAAGAAAGGAGAGUGAGUGUUAGAAGUUGAAGAGACGCUGGAGAAUUAAUACAUUUUUUUUCUGACUUUCAUUAGGUUAAGACUCAGGUUUGAAGAGUAGGUUAGAGAUCAACGGCGGUCUAAAGAGACUCCAGAGAAAGAGAUUUCACUACACCUUCCCUACGCAAUAAGAAGAAAAGAGAUGCCAGAGAAUGAGAAUAAAAAAAAUACUUCUUUGGUUAGAAGAGACGUCAUAGUCAUGCAUUUUUUUUUCAUGCCUUCAGUAGUUUUGAGAACUUAUAAUUAAAGAAUCAUACAAGAGGUUAGAGAUCAAAGGCGGUAUGAAGAGAGGUCAGAGAAAUCAUACCCUUUUUUAUUGUGCGUCUCUUCUGAUCGCUGCUGUCUUCAGAAGGUUCGAAAGCUUGGGAUAACAGUAGAUUAGGGAUCAGCGGUGGCCUGAAGAGACGUCAGAGAAAGAGAAUAUCCUAACGUCUCUACCGUCUCUUCAUCUCUUUGAUCUCUCGCUUGAAGUUUCUGCUUUUUUGUUUCAUAAUGAGAGAUUAUAAAGCGAAUUUUUAAUGUUUAUGUUUUGAAACAGAAAGUUUGAUUUUCUUCACUCGGUCAUUUUCGAAGUUGAAUCAAUUCUUUCAAAAGAUUAGCCUCAGAUUAAGAAAACUUCAUUUUUUAAAUUUUUCAAGGAAAAAGAAUAAUUCAGGGCGUCUUCAUAAUUUCGCGACAUUAAAAUAGUUUUAGCGAUCUGAAAUUUUGGCUAGAAGCUUCAAUUUUGUGCAGAAAAAGUCAGAAAAUCCUUUAAUGUAUGAUAUUUCAACGGCUUGAAAGAAUAGCCUUGCUUGAAAUUUCGUCUCUGACCGCGAAAUCAGCUUCAAUUUUUGUUCCAGUUGGUCGACAUGUCCUUCAAUGUUUGGUACCGUAUUUCUGAAGAGCUGUUUCGCAUCAACGACGAUGAUCAUAUUGCCCGAUUCCGACCUUAUGUUAAAAAGUAGAAAAAGAGAAAAAUCAUUAAUUGAACUAUUGAUCCAAAUAUUUGAGAUAUAUCAUGUCCUUGUACCGACAUUGCCGCUUGGAUACCGAUGAAACGGACGCUCCGGAGCCGAAUUCGGAUUUCGCCGAGUUCCGGUUGAAGGUAGAAACGACCUUUCGAUUCGAUUUCACCCUUUUUGAGAUCAAACUAAUAUUUUAAUGGAUCAAAAGUAUUGAGAAAAGUCUUAAAAUGCCUAAGGGCAUGCUUUUUCCGAAAUUUAUGGGGCUGGAGGUCAUAUUGAUUAGUGACGUUAUGGCCUGUGAUACAGUACGAUGAGGCUGACCGUAGAAAACAUGAAUGAGGAAAUUUUAACUUUUUGGAAAGAUCACAAAAAGUUUGAGACUCUCAAGUUCAAAACUGCCUGUAUUUUUCUUAUAAUAAAGGGUGUUUAAAGAAGAUGAGAUAUCAAGAGAGAUUAGACAACUAGACUGUCGCAGAUUGGUUCAAAAACAGGAGUAUUUGAGUUGUCGUUAAACGAACUGAAAGUUUUUCUUACCAUCUUUUGAAAAUAUGCAUUUUGUUGAACUUGGAAUUUCCAAUUCUGUCAGAAAAAUUACGAAAAAAAAGCUUUUUUGAUUUUUUGUGUGAAGUUCGAGCUUCUAAACAUUUUUUUACGUUGUAAUAUUUUUGGUUGAAUUUUUUUGUUUUUGUUUUGUUUCUGUUUGUAGGAAAAAAGUAGCUUCAAAAAGUUCCAUACAAGGAAGUUGUGUCCAGAAAAUUUUUGCGCUGUUUUGAACAGAUUAUACCUGUUUCACGGCUGGCGUGAACAAUCAUAAAAAAAGUCCGGACACGAUAAUAAAAACAGAUAGUUCUGGUUGGAGAGAGCGCAGACAUGCCAAGUUAGCCGUAAAUCGGCUAUACAGUAGAAUUUGUUUGAAAACCUGAAAAACCACCUUUUUCAGGUCAUCGACACCCUCCGGGACGUUGUUUUCAUCGUUCAUACUGACGAGUGUUUGAGAAUGGUUAUUAUAUUUUUAUCCGUCAAAUAAUUGGGAGUUCUGAUUAAGGUGUUCUCCCUGUUGAAAGAAAAUUCGGCGAAACCGCAGUCGACCUGGGACGAAUGCGAAGCGGCGCUCUUUCUCAUGUCGGCCGUUGUUCAGAAUUUGAUGCCGUUAGUGUUUUUUUUUUCCAUCUUGGAGCUGCCGGCAGGGCGCCCCGGUAAAAAUGACCCCAAAAGUGUGAAGUAAGAAGAAAAAAAGGCUUUUUUGACAAAAUGAGCGCUUAGCCGCUCGGGUCCACUUGGGGCCAACCUUGGGCGAAUGUCGGCCUCCAGCCCGCUCGGGGCACGUUACGGUAGUCCCGGGCUGCCCGACUUUCACCACAACUUGAAGCAGUCUGACUUCUCUGCGCUCUCAUUUCUCUCAUCUCCUACGUAUUAGUUUUCGGAGACUCACAAGGAUUUCCGAGCGAAAUAGAAUGUAAAAAGAAGAGAUUCAAGCCUCUAGAGUUAAAAAAAACUUGAGACCGGCUUUUUGGGCAGCGAGUUAGUGGGGGAUGAGGUACUGCAGGAAAUCCUUUUUUUCGAAAAUGAGGGUUUAUAAAUUUAUCGGAAUUGGUAGCUUUUUAAGGGAACAACAGAAAAUCUGAAAUCGAAAAAUAAUUAUUCGGUAAUGUUUUUGUUACAUCUCGUAGAGAUCGAAAAAUUUGUAUCAAAAUGUAGCUGAGAAUGAAUCUUUGCUUCAUUGGAAAUUUGUAUAAAGCGACUCUUCAAUCUCAAAAAUUAAUUCUUCAGAGAUCAUUUGACUUAUGGAAAAGGAUGAAAAUUAGAGAUGACUAUUAUUUUUUUGUAAAUUUGACAGAGUCAGUUUUUAGUGAAGACGACGGAGUGAUGCCGGAACUGCUCCAAGCGAUCGUCUCCCUGCCGGUGACGUCACAUCCCGCCAUAAUUCUCACCUGCACCAGUCUCAUAGGAGACUGCAACGAGUGGCUCGAGAAACAUACCAACUUUGUUGGUGCGUUGUGUAUGUUUAGGGUUAUUGGGAUUUGAUGAGGGUUGUGGGCUUUUAUUUGAAGCAAAGGUCUUUCUGAGGGCUGGAAUGUAAUUUUUAACUGGGUAUCUGAAAAUUUGGAUCGGCAAAUCGAGCCGCUCACUGAAGAGAAAUAAUGGUUCCUUCUCAGAGCCAACGAUCCGAUGGCUGCUCAAUUUCGUUGGUCAGCCGCGGUACGCGGCUCGUGUCGCUGAGACUAUCGAAAAUGUAAGUUUAUUAAGGUUUUCAAAUGCGGUGUUCCUAAAAAAAUGAGAAGAAAAUUGACUCAACCAAAAAUGAUUUUUAUUUUUUCUAACUUUAAGGUCUCGUCCAAAUGUGCACGGGAGAUGACAGGAGUGGUGCCGGAACUUCUGAACUUCAUAGAGAUUCUCGAAAAUGCGAACACUCUGGGAUCUCAAGUCGAAGAAGCUAUAAAUCAUCUUCUCAAAGGUCUCAGAAUUUACGAUUGCGUGAGAAAAGACUUUUUUGAUGAAAAAUCCGAUGCUUUUGAAAGUCCUGAUAAUCGGUUUUUGUAAAAAACUAGUGGAACUUUAGCUUCUAGAAAGUAUCCGGGUCGAGUAAGGUUCAAGAAAAUCAAACCUCAAAAGGAAGUUUUGACCAAAAAAGUCGCUUUUUCGUAUCUUUCCAGACGCUCUUAUGAAUAAACAUUCAAGUAAGGAACUGAAAAGUGAAUUUUAGCCUGCUCGACCCUCAUCUUCACCAUGGAAUACCAGCAGACGAAACUCGGCGUCGAGAGGCUCUGUCUUCCGAUUAUUGAGAACUUGCAGAAGGUUCAUUUCAGAAAAAAAAAUUCUCACCAUGAACCACACAAAGUUGACUUUUAUUGAAUGAAAAAGUUGAAUAGAAAAAUAGAAAAAUAGAUACCAGGAACGGGCAAAUACAGAACUCAUUCAGGAGGAGGGGUUAGCUUACGAUAACUAUCGAAAAUCAAGUUUCAACCUCAGGGAGGUAGUUUUGGCCACAAUGAUAAAAGUUUCAGCUUCAGGGAGGUAGGAUUUAGGAAAUCUUGGGAGGAGCUAAGGAACUCCAGAAUAGUCCCUUCAGGGGCAACCUUAGGGGCCCUUGAAGAGUCCCUCUAGGGACAAUUUUACCAAGCCCUAUGUAGACCCCAAACGCUUGAAAAGUGGUCCCUAUAUGGGUUUCAGUUGGUGACCCCUAGAGGGAACAUGCUAGUCGAUAAAUUUUAUGAGCUCGAAACGAAAAAGCGUUCCCAUGCGAAAAACUAAAUAAAUAAGCGUUGUUUGAAUACAAUUGAAAGACCCCUAUAGACAUCAUUUGAGCUUUAAGGGCUAAGAGGUCAGACCCUAAACUCCAAAAUGAACGGCUUUUUCGACCCCUAUAGGGCUUGUGAAUCCCGCUAACCCCUAUAGGGAUCACUCUAAAAAUCUUGAGAAGUUGGCGGUAUUUAAAAAUGGUCUGUCCAUGUAUGAUAGUUACCAUUACCCUGCUCCCCCAGAGUGGCCAAUUCUGCAAGUUUUAGUGAUCCUACAGGGGUAAAGUGGUCCCUAAAGGGGGAGGCUUUAAGGGCCCUAGUAUUGCCCCUUUAGGGAUCACUCUGGCAUUUCUAACCAGUAAGAAUUGCCAUUAUUUUUUUCAGAAGAUUCUUUUGACCUUAGAAAUACUUUUUCACCAUGAGAAGAAAAAGUUUUUUUGAGCUUUUUCAAUCAAAUAAUUUUAAAAAAAUACCUCUUUUUAGGAUUUUUUUCUGGUUUAUUAGGUUAUCAGGUUCUUUAUUAUUUAGAAUUUUUCAGUAAUUUUCAUGACAUUCUCCAAAAAUCAUCAUUUAUUUAGGCGAUGCGAGCAUCAAACGAAAUCGAAAAGAUAGAAAACAAGGAGAACGAAACGGCGACGGACACGUGGGCGCGACAAGCGACAUCGCCGAUCCUGUGGAUCGAUCGCGUCGCGUCGAUUUUCCGCGAAGUUUGGAAGCCGGUAAUUGUUGAUAUUACGGUGGUUCUUGAGAAAUUCGCGUCGUUUUGGUCCUUCUUUGGUUUUUUAUAGAAAAUGUUUAUUGAAAUAAUAUGUACCAUUGGAAAGGUCGUAUUCUUUUUCGUAUAUGGUUUUCCAAUGGUUACUUUGUUUUUUUAAAAAAAUUUAAGUUUUUCAUAAAAACGCGCAAUUCUUUUUUUACUCGUUCUGUCACUUUUUGAAGAAAGAAGAGGUCAAAUUUGACAGGCCCCUGGUCCAAAUGUUCCCGACGCUCCGUGGCUAGAGGUCGCCAAGGGAUUGUUCCAAGUUCUGCUCCAGGCCAUGAACCAGUACAGCGACAAGGUGCGGCAUGUCGAGCACUGCUGCCGAUCAUUGAGGUAUACGAAAGAGUUGAAAAAAACUGUUCACAAGUCCAAACGACCUCAAAAUGUCUUCAAAAAGAAGAGUCUAAAUUUCUUUUUUGAGUUCCUAAAAAUGUUUCAAAAGUUUCUCGGAAUCUUCUUUCUUUCACUUUUUUUCCACCUCAUUCUUUUCUUAAAGGUCCUUUCCAGAAAAAGGUGCCUUUGAGGCCUUUUUGGAGGCUUUUUUUCUGAUAGUCCUUUUUCAGACCCCCGUGCUGGUAGGGCUUUUUAUUUGGUUUAAAAAGGCUUUUUAAAAACUUUCAUAGGCUUUUUAGAAUCAUUCUAAAGUAGAAAAAUGAUUUCCUUUUUCCGAGCAUUUUUCUUUUAGGAAUAAAUUGAUUAAAAAGUAUCUGACAAAUAAAAACGUAAGAUUUGAGCUUCCUUUGUAUUGCUUUUCAUUUUUCAACGGUUUUCAGAGAAAUUUUUCUAAGAUGAUAAAAAAUAAAGUUUGAAUUUUUGCUAAAAAGCUCGUUAUAGAAAAGUUGUUUUAGGACAUUUUUCCCAAUUUUUGUUUUCUGCCUCAUUUUCUGUGUCUCUCCUAAUAUCUUUGUUUCAUGGAUAUUUCCGAUUUGAUCAGAUCUGAGAAUUUUUAAAGGUUUACUCUGGGAAAAUUAGAUUACGAUAAGCUAUUUUGUGUAAACAUUUUAUGUUGGCUGAAAGUUAAAAUUGAGUUUGUUUUUGGUAGAGAUACAAAUUUACAUAUCAUGAAUGGAAAUCUCGAAAUUCACUGUUUUACGAGGACAUAGGACAGCAAAUUUUUUACUUAUUUCGAAGAUUUGUGAUUUUUAAGGUACCUGGUCCGAUCCUUGGGCGUACAAUCGUCAAUUUUCGUUGUACCGCUUGUAAACUCGGUAAUUUAAAAAAAAAGUAAGAGACAUCAAAAUAUGAUCUAAGAUGGUGAAUACGUACCGUCGGUACCAGCACUCGUGUAUCCUCUACCUUUCCUCGGUUUUGGUCGAUGAAUACGGCUCUUUUGACGAGUCUCGACCCGUUCUGUUGGAGCUGGCUGUGGUGGGUCUCCAAGAUGGUAUUCCCGAAGAAGUUUGGAAGUUUUCAGGAACUUUUCGCCAUAUCCAGUCGAUUGCUGAAGGAGAAGAACGGGUACAUUGAACAUCCGGACACGGUUGAUGACUUGUUCCGACUUGCUGCGAGGUGGGGGACAAAGCGAGAGAUCAGGAGCGUCCGAAGAGACGCCAGAGAAGCGGAGAAUAUUUUUUUUUUCUUUGGCGUCUCUUCGAUUAGCGCGAUCUAUCGCUCAUUGGUUUUUUGUUUUUGCAAGUGAUCGUAACAUAGUGAAGAUGAGAAAUCAAAUUGAAGAAAGCGAGAGAUCUGGGGCGGUCUGAAGAGACGUCAGAGAAGCGAAAGUACUUGUUUAUCUGGCGUCUUUUUUAUUAGCGUGAUCUCUUACUCGUUUUAUAUUGCUUUUGCAAGUGGGAUAAAACAUAGUAACGACAAAAAGCCAAAUUGAAGAAAGCAAGAGAUCAGCGGCGGUCUGAAGAGACGCCAGAGAAGCAGGGCAUUCUUGUUUCUCUGGCGUCUCUCCGGCCAGCGCGAUCUAUCGCUCAUUGGUCUCUUGUUUUUGCAAGUGAUCGUAACAUGUUGAAUGAGAAAUCAAAUUGAAGAAAGCGAGAGAUCAGCGGCGGCCGGAGAGAGAUUAGAGAAGUGGAGCAUCCUUGUUCCUCUGGUGUCUCUCCGGCCAGCGCGAUAUCUCACUCGUUUUAUAUAUUGUUUUCGCAAGUGUGGUCAUAAAUUAGUAACGACGAGAAAUCAAAUUGAAGAAAGCGAGAGAUCAGCAACGAGCGAAGAGACACGAGAGAAGUAGGGCUUCCUUGUUUCUCUGGCGUCUCUUCGGUCAGUGCGAUCUCUCUGUCAUUUUCUCUAGGGUGUUUAAGAUAGGAAAAUUGCUGAUAAGGAAUUAUGUUCCAAAAAUAUUCGAAGGACGGGUAAAACAACAAAUAAAGCCCUAAAACGAAUUUCAAAGGAAAUUUCACUUCAGACUGGUCCUCCGAGCCCCGUCGGCCUUCUUCUCGCAUCCGACUGGAAUUGCGCCAGAACUCUACGCGGCGGCCAUCGAAGGCCUCCAGUUGGAUCACUGUGACGCCAACCGGAGCGUCACCAAGUUCCUCAAUGAAAUCAUCGAUCAGAUCCUCAUCGCUCGGAAGGUUUCGGAUCCGUUUCGUCAUACCGCAAUUUGCAUGAAAAAUAUAGAAUUGCAAAUCAAAAAAAAAAAUCCAGCUGAACUGGGGGAACGGCUGGAGGAAAGGAUUUUCUGAAUAAUUUUCAAGUUUCUUUGAGAAGAUAGACGGCAGGCCAGCGCUCAUACUUAGGAUUUCCAGAGAGGUCUCUUUUAGGGGUUAGGAGGGAAAAAAAGUAACUAUAAUGGCCAAAAAAAGUAAUCCCUAUAGGGAAAUAAUAAAGGUGGUAUCUAUGGGAGUUUAGGGUCUUUUUGUUCGGGAUGCAUAAUUUGGAAUAACUAGAUUUUUCAUCAAAAAUAAUCAAGUAGUUUGAAAUUUAAAUAAUAGCACCAAAGCCAAAAAAAAGAAUAUUUGUCAAUGGCGCGAAUUUUCCUUUACAUUUUUUGUCAAAAAACAGUUUUUUUUUUAUUAACAGAUUUUCGUUCAUAUUUUUUUCGACACCUGGACGAGCAGCGCAUUUUUUUUUCGAGUCGCGAAAAAAAAAACUUUUUUGCGGAACGAGAAACAUGGAGCUUAGUCCAUCUUUGGUAAGAAAAAGUUUUUUCUCAGAAAAACUACAUGGACAACGGCGUGAAAGCGGCCAUCGAUCUCGUUUCGACCCAAGGAAAGGGAGUCGUCGCCUCGGCGCUGAACGCGGCUCUUUUCAAGGUUUUUCUCAAGUUGAAAAAAAGAAAAAUGAAUUGGUUUCGCAGCUGAGCGGCCAACUACGACGCGACAUGGCCGAGGUGAUCGCCUCCACCGGCAAAUUCGACAAACAGGUGAGAUUUUCCCAAAAAUCGAUAGGGUUUACAGACUUUCUGAUCUUUUGAAUUAAAAUCUUGAUUUUCUUUCUCAAAAUGAGCAUUUUUACGGAUUUUUCAUUUUAGAAACAACGAGAAUGGCUGGUUUUUGCGGUGGCCAGCCUUCCGAAUGAGCCGGUCAAGGCGACCGGCGAACAACUUGGCGCUUUCGUCGAGGGAAUCGCCCAUAAGUCAGUUUACUUUUUCAAACAAAAAGAGAGAAAAAAUCAACUUUUCAGCGCCGAGAAUUCGACAUACUCCGUGUUUACGCAAAUCAAAGAACUUAUUAAGCUAUUUUCAUAG
Molecule: messenger RNA, 13707 nt
Organism: Caenorhabditis auriculariae
Lineage: Eukaryota; Metazoa; Nematoda; Chromadorea; Rhabditida; Rhabditidae
Source: the annotation of a GenBank genome assembly